Vigna umbellata (rice bean) is the source of this 461-nucleotide messenger RNA. RefSeq lists its product as uncharacterized. The record is from RefSeq and is a predicted model, not a curated record. Lineage: Eukaryota; Viridiplantae; Streptophyta; Magnoliopsida; Fabales; Fabaceae.
GAAAGUAAAGUUAGGCAUAAAAGUUUAUGACCCACUCAGUGUUGAUCCAUUGAGAACUUGAAAUUUGAGAGCUAUAUAGAACUUUUGGCCUCUGUUUCAUUUGUAGAUGGCGAAUCGAUGGAUUAGGCCCGAGGUAUACCCAUUGUUUGCAGCUGUUGGAGUUGUAGUUGGGAUAUGUGGUAUGCAGUUGGUUCGCAAUAUCUGCAUCAACCCUGAUGUCAGGGUGAGCAAGGAAAAGAGAAGCAGUGCAGUUCUUGAGAACUCCGCUGAAGGAGAAAGGUACGCGGAGCAUGCUCUGAGGAAGUUUGUGCGCAACAAAAAGCCACAGAUUAUGCCUUCCGUCAACACUUUCUUUUCUGACAGCAAUCGCGAUUAACUUCAAAUAACCACAAGACAAUUUCUUGUACUCUUCUCUUGCUAAUAAUUUUUUUGUGCUUUUAAAUAAGAGCUGAUUAUUAUCA